This is a messenger RNA of Schistocerca americana (American grasshopper), 15515 nucleotides long. Its product is annotated as mucin-5AC-like. Gene Ontology annotation, cellular component: SWI/SNF complex. Gene Ontology annotation, biological process: positive regulation of DNA-templated transcription. The record is from RefSeq and is a predicted model, not a curated record. Lineage: Eukaryota; Metazoa; Arthropoda; Insecta; Orthoptera; Acrididae. The coding region runs from base 425 to 9223 and encodes 2932 amino acids. The transcript has 18 exons.
UUCAGAUGCUGUUCACAUCAGCUGGGCUAGACUGCCGUCCGCACGUCCGGACGAGCAGUUCCCAGUUGGUGAGAGUUCAUGUUGUGGUGCUACGUCGAUGAAGCAUUGUUGCUGUUUUAUCGCACAGAAAUGAGUGGGGCCCAUAUUGGCCGAAAAUGCUUUUGAAAGCGAGGCCUUAGUUACUACUACUAGAAGACCACAUCAACGAAGCAAUAAUGGGUUAGACUAACUAUAUGUACAUAUAUAAACAGAAAUAUAUUUUUGCGUCAUAACCUCUAACGUGCUGUAGCAUGCAGUUUCUGUUUACGUAAUUUCACUUCUUGAAUGGUGAUUGAAUACCACACCCAAGUGUUAUAGAGAAGAAUGAUACAUAAAAUGGCUGAACCUGCCAAGGUGUGCUGUUUACUGAAGUAACGUGGCUGAAAUGGAUGAUGGAUCACAAAAACUGCUGGAUGUAAUUGAUGAUCCAACAGCUCUCGAGUCAUUUUUGGGAAUUGCAGCUGCAGGGGGUGCUUCAGGUGCCAACAGUAACCUCUCUCGGUCAGUUGCUGCGCCAGUCCCCGUGUCGACGCAACAUUUUGUCCUCACUCCAAUUUCACAUUCGCCACACGCACUUCCGGCAAAUAUUUCUGUUAGUUGCCCUACAUCUCAGACUGUUGUCUCCACUUCACAGUCCCAAAGUUUUAUUUGUACACCAGUUAAGAGUUCGAGCAGUUCUUCGGGAAUUGCAGUUGUAGCUUCCAGCAUAGCUUUUGGGCAUUCAGAAGCUGUUAUCAGUUCUUCCAAUAUAUCCUUUAGUGACUCUUCCAACAACUUGUGCCUGGAAACUUCUGGUAUUCAGAUUGGGAGUUCCAGAAUGCCAUCUGGGCCAUCCGGUGCCCCUGUUGGACCUCCAGCACUCGCUCAAGCGGUUUCUGCAAGUUCAAAUGUUUCCGGAUCCUCCAGCAUAGCGACAGUACUUAAUAAUUCGAACAUUCCUGUCGGAUCUAGUGGUGUUUCCAAUAUACUUGUCGGUCCACCCGGUACAGUCUUUACUUCGGCAAAUUUAUCACUCUCACAAAUGACUGUACCUCAAAGCACUACUGCGUCUCCGAGUUCACCGUUCUCCAUUCCUACUAGGUCACCACACGCACCCCCUACUCCAUCUCCGAGCCCACUUCCGAGGAGAUCACCUGCACCUCAGCACCCUCCGUCACCUGCUCCUUCUCCAUAUCAUGUGCAGCUGCAGUCUCCUCAAAACAGUGCUGCCACAGCGACAGCUGGUUUUGUCCUAUCUGCAACUGCCCCGCAGGCAAAUUUGGUGAAAGACAUUAUCACCAGUUUACCUCUACUACAGCCACCAUCCUUGAAGACUGUACAGGGCUCUAACAUUAAUGCCCCACUGACAGCUGGCAACUACAGUGUAGGGAAUUCUGUAAAAGAGGGUUUCAGGAGUGUGCACCAGCAAACUUCAACUGUCGUUUUACCCCAGAGACUGUCUGCGGCUACUGGCAACAGUUUGCAGUCUCCGCAAAAUGCGAGUUCUCCACCGUCUGUCCAAUCAUUUGUCAAUCUCCAGACACCGCAGCCUGUUCUGAUAUCCCAGUCUGCGAGCCUGCAGGCUUGCCCGGGCAGCCAGGUGUUGACCCACGGUGCCAAGAACAGCAGUCCUGUCGGUCCAGCUACUAGUGGCAGUGGGCCUCUUACACCAGCUGGGGCUCUCACUCCAGCACCAUCUCCGUCUCCCCAGCAUCGCACUGUGCACAGCCCUGUUAUUCGAUCAACAACACCAACUCCUGUUAUACAUCAGGCAUUGCCAGCAGGCUUAGCAAUACCUGGUGCACAACAGUUUCCCGCAGUGAUGUCGCAGGGCGGUACAGCUGUUCUGCAGACUACCAAUCAUCAGCUAGUUCAGAUCAUUCAUCAGUCUGCUGCUGUGCAAGGUGCAAGCUUUCCAGCACAUACACAGAUUAUAACAACAGGUGGUGCUGCUGCCCCCGUUCACCUUCACUCGGCAGCGGCGGCUGCUGCAGCCAAUGCAGGUGCAGCUGCUGCCGCUGCCAAAACCAAACAGCCACCACAAAUUUUGCCUAAACCACCAGGAACUUCGAGUCUGACUGCAAGUUCGGGACAUGUAAAAAUUCCAAAUGUAGCAACACCACCUCAUCAAGGUUUACAUACACAGAAUCACAGUACAGCAGGAACUCAAGUCGUCAUUGGUCAAACAAAUCAAGCGGCAAUGAUACCAACUGCACAGGGAGGAACUCUGCUACUUAAUCAGGUUCUAAGGCUUGUAGCAGCACAGGGUACAGUGCAACUGCAGUCAAUUCAGACACCUAGUGGUCCCACACUUAUUGCAGUCCCAUCAGGCUCAGCAUUGAGUUUUCAACCGGUGUCUCAACUUACUUCACCACAGCAACCGCAGACUCAGUCACAGCAAACAUCCAAACUAACAAAUCAACAUGUGUCUAUACAGACAUCAAAUACCAUUCUUCCAGCUGUCUUAAAUAAUAUUCCACAAUCCUUCCAGCAGAAUACAUCAAGAACAAGUCUCCAGAAUAAUGCAGCAGUUACCAACUUGAACCUUAAUGUGCACAAUUUGAGUCUGAAUGUUACAAAUGCAAAUUCUGCAACAUGCUCUCAUAAUAGUGAUAUUUCAGGAGACUCUUUACCAUCCUGCCAGAGUUGUUCUGUCACUCAGCAGACCCCAAAUAGUUCAAAUAUUGUGUCAGAGUCGCCUGUAAAUGUGAACUUGAAUGUGAAUGCAAGUGAAAGUGCUUCAAAGAGGAACUCACCCAGUGGACUUCAUAAUACUCCCGAGGUGGCCAAAGAAAAUAUAGAAACAGUUAAUAUUAGAGAAUCAAAUGGAAACCAAAUGGUGGCUCCAACUCCUCUGCCUCUAAACAGGAAAAAGUCUAAGAAGAAGAAAAAGAAAAAUAAACUGGAUUUAGCCAACAUCAUGAAGUUGUCAGGUAUUGGAGAUGAAGAUGAUAUUGCCAUGUAUGAAGCAGAGGAACAGCCAAUUACACCGUCGGCUGUUGGUCAUGUUCAUUCAGUUGACCAGUUGCAGUCUGAUAGCACUACUCACCCAUCACAAAUGUUGAACAACAUCCCAUCAGCUCCACAGAUUCCUAUGCAGGCAAAUGGCCAGGCAUCACUACGUGUUUCACUAGAGGACUGUCAGGUAGUGUUCCAGCCAACAUCUGAAACACAGCAGAACUCUCCAUCGGGCUCACCACAUCUUGUGUCCACAGGAACAAAUACUGUUAUGGCACAACCUAGCUCUGUUUCAUCCUCAAGCUUGCCCACAUCUCAAGUAAAUCCUGUUCACUUCGUGACUGCGAGCUACAGUUCAAGUACCUCUCAGAACACACAAACAUCACAGUCUGAAAAGUAUCAAUUACCAGCAAAACAGAAUGAUAGUUGUGUGAGUGGUUUGUAUUCUGACCUGUCUCUAAGAAACCAGCAAAGUAGGGACAUCACCUCUGAAGUUGGAGGCAAUAUAGAAGUAGCAGCAAUAACCAGUGCUUCAAAUCCAGUGACGUGUGAUGCAAUACAAAACAAAUCCAGUGGAAAUGAACUUGAGGAUAUUUUUGUAGGAGUCUCGGUAACAGAUCAGUCUGCUAUUAGUGAUAAAUUAGUUAAUUCUCUUCCAAGCAAUAUGAAUGUAAUUGUUGCAGAUGCUGUCAGUACUGUAAUUCCAGCAGUUACUACAUCAACAAAUACUUUAACUACUGUGACUCGAGAAGCAAGUUCGGCACCUAGUUCACAGCCAGUUGGAAAAUCGACACAGGUUUUGUGUACGGCAGUGGCUCCCAGUAAUGUAUCUAGCAGAAAUUCACAAAAUGAAAGUGUCAGCAUUUUAAUUGGUGGGAACCCAGCCAUUCCACCUUCAGGUUUCAUAUCACAUUCUGUCGUACCAGCAUCAAGAAGUUGUCUGCCACUAGAGCCCUCAAAAUGUACAGAUGGAGAAACAUCCAAACAGACACUAUCUGCUACAUGUGAUAAAGCUGUAAGUGCAAAUCCUCCCGGAAUCUUUAGUUCUGUCAGCCACAGUACGAGCACUAGUGUAGAACGUGUUGCAACAGGGAAUGCUGCCACGACACAAACAGAAAAUGUAGAUUUAGUUUCAACUUCAUCAGGAAAUGCAUUAAUAGGCCCACAGGCACAACUUCAAAAUAGCCAACAGUCUACUACAAGAGUUUCAGAUAGACAGUCCACCUUCUUGCCAGUUUCUUCAUCAGCUAGCUCUCAAAACACAUGCAGUGCUCCAAAAACUUAUCCUUCAGUAGAUAAUGCACCAACUAUUUUAGGUCUCCAUGCAUUUCACAGUUUACAAGGUUUAGUCUCAUCUGCAACACCAUUGAUGGCAACUAUUCCACCAAUCACUUCAAAUGCAGCUACAACAAAUUCCAGCUAUGGAGGACCGUUGACAUAUACUGGAGCUGAACCUUUGGUAAUAGCACACCACCAGAGUGGCUUGCCGUCUGUAAUUACAGGACCACAACUGCUACAGUGCCUUCAACAAACACAAGGCCAACAGACAGGUUUAAUUAAUAUGUCACAUUUACAGUUAACACAAAAUGCAAUCAGCAAAGUUAUUGGGAGCUCUACAUCUAGCUUGUCAUUCAAUGCUGGUACGGGAACAAUUUUGAUUGGUGGAAAUCCUGUGGAAAAUUUCACAAAUGCUAGUCAGCCAAAAUCGACAUCUGCCGCUGCAGCAGUUAUAAGCAGUGCAAAAUUUAUUCCUCAACCAUCUGUUCUCCUCCAGCAGUUAAACACUGGCUUACGAAGGUGUUCGAGUGAUUCAAAUUCUUCACUUUCCCUUGGAAGUCCUCCAUCUGUGAUUGGUUUAAUCAGUCAACAGACAGCUUCUCAAACAGAGCAGACUAGUAGUCAGCCUAUAAAAAAGGGCCCAUCACAGGAAUCUAUUGAAACGCAGACUGUCUCAAUAGGAGUGCAAAAUUCUAAUUCAAGCAGUUCCAGUUCAUUGCAAGGAUUUCAGAAUACAGUGCUGGAAAGUACAUCUCAUACGAACAAUAACUUUGUUUUGAAUAAAUUUACAAAAUCGGUGCAGUAUAAUAGUAUUCCUAGUGUGUCGCCUACUAUGAGUGCUGCCAAGAAGAAGAAGAAGAGGUAUGAACGAACACCACCAAAAAAUGUCACGUGUGUGUCAUCAGCAGGAAUUUCAAGCAAUAAUACACUGUCAUCAACAAAUUGUGUGAGGAACACUGCUCAACAUGUGGAAAAUGGGAACCGUGUUCUCCUGUCAGUGGAUUCCAGCAGGUGUGUGGUUCAAGAACGAUCUGCAGUGAAACCGUGUGGUAGUCACCUUCUUGUGCCGGGUCAGAAUUUUCAAAAACUCUCUGCAGAACCUGUUUCAUCUUCAUCUUCACCUUCAUAUGUUGUUUCCUCACCACAGUUCAGUGUUACGUCGAACAUCAGAGCAGCAGUAGUAUCAACAUUGGCGUCCCCCGGCUCGGUGGUGCAGCCAGAAUCGUCACACCAUUCAGCUGCGCUUUGUCAGCAAAGCAAUAUUACUCCUUCCUCCAACAUAAUUCAUAGAAAUUUGCCUCCUGCCAGUGUUAUGUCUAAUGUAAAUAAAAAUAUAUUACAACAGACAAACAUAAUUCCUGCAACAAAUGUAAAUAAAGGUAACAGUCAUUUUACUUCAAGUCAGGAAAUGAGAAAUUCAUCAUCACAUCAAGUUCCGUCCAUUGUACAGACGAGUUUAUCAACGAAUAGUCUGAUGAUAAGCAAUCAGCCUGAAAUUUUACAGGUUUCUUCUAGCUCAGUUACUGUUAUAAGUAAUGGAAUAACAAGCACAUCUGAAAUUGCUCAAAGGAAGCAAGGCGAUAAUCAGCGUGCAGUGGUGCAGGUUAAUAACUCCCAGCAGACAACUAACUCUACUGGUGGACAGAGCCCUGUUAAAUUUGUGACUGUACAAGAUGAACAUCAGCAGGCACCAGCAACACAAAAUGCAAAUCCUACAGCAUGUUCUAUUGGAAACCCACAGCAAACACUGAACAAUCAGUUAUCUCUGAAUAAUAUGAAUCCUAGUGUGCCUCAUCUAGUGCCAAUUCCCUCUAACUCCAUUGCGGUUCAUCCGGGAUCAUCACAUGGUCUUCAGAUACAAGCAGCGGGAACUACAGGGAGUCACGGUCUUUUGCCUGGAAGCAUCAUUCAGAAAGUGCACACCAUUCAACUCACUCCUCAGAAUCAGAAGCAUUUGAAAGCAAUACAGAUGCAGAUCCAGUCUUAUAUAACAAAGAAGACACUUAUUCCAAAUGACCACGUGUUGCAACAAUUAUUUGAGGAGCAGCAGAGAAUUUUAGCAACUGGGAUACUUGUUCCUACUAUUCCUGGGCAACAUGCACAAGGCUUGCAGUUUGUAACCCCACAAAGCACACAGUUACCAGCUGUAAGGUAUCACCAUCAGAUUGGAAAUCAGAUUAUACCUCUCACCCCGUCGACUCCUCCAAAAAAUCCGAGCGGUGUAACUGUUCUUAACUCACUUGCUGCCUCUCCCAAUCUUGGUGUUAGUAACUGUUUUACCACUGAUUUUACAUUCACCGCUAAUGCUUAUGCUGCUGCUGCUGGUUUUGCUGCUGCUGCUGUUGGUAAUACUAACACAGUUGUUUCAACAUCUGCGAACACCGUAACCUCAACUACCCUCGCUUCUACAGUCACCUGCUCUACCAUAAACAUUAAUACAACUGCCUCGGCUACAGCAACUAGCAAUUUACCCACUGUGACUCCAGUGACCACUAUUGUAGAUACCACCAAUAGUGCUGGCAACAGUGUGGUCACAAGCCCUCAUGUGAUUGCCAAUAAAUUAACUAAUUUCAAUUCAAACAUAAAUGAUGAUAAAGUAUUUGUUAAUAAUGCUCAGCAACCUCAUUUACAACAGCAGCAGCAACAGCAGCAGCUUCAGCAAUCUGUUGUGCCAGUACUGCACGGAACAAAAUCGUCAGCAGUUUCUGAAAAAGGAACGUCACCAAUCCAAGUACAGGUUGGAACACAGACAUGCAUGCCACCAGAAGAAUUUCCUCAAACUUCUGCGCAUAUGAGUAACAGAACAUCUUGUAAUGGAUCACCGAAUGGCCAGCAGUGUACAUCAAACACAUUUCUGCCAUUAAACAACAAUAAAUCUGCGCUUACCUCUAGUAGUAAAAUUCUACCUAAUCACACGUCAGCAGCACUAAAAUCCGUACCAAAUACUGUGUUUACAAAUGGCAGCAAGUCUCAUGCAGUAUCAUGUGCUGGUGGACCAAAGCCCCAAGCGAAUUCCUCUCCUGCGUCUCCACCACGUGGUACUAAACGUUCUGCUACAAGUCCGUUGCGGUCUAUAAGCAGAAGCGACCUCAUUGAACAUCAGCUGAAAACUGAUCAAACUGAAGCUUCAAUGCCUGAUGUGCAGACACCUUUUUCAAGUUCUCGCGAUGCAUGUAAGCGCCUUAUUCGGUAUCACGUGUAUAAUGAAAAGGUCUUGAGCCAGAAAGAUUUGGAGAAAGCUGAUGAAAUAUUUGAAGCAACUGCGAAACAUCUGUUAGAUAAAUUUCGGCAAAUGAUGAAUAAAUACAACUAUUUGCUGUUGAUGGAGAGCAUGCGUGAAGUAAACACAUCAGAAUUGAUAAUGAUUGAUCGGAUGUUUGUGGCAGAGGAACAUAAUAUUCUGGAGAAGCUAAAGGAAGAGGAACAGAGGGCAAAAGAAGAACCAGUGACAGCAGAUGUAACAGCUUUGAAAACUGAGCCUGCAGUUGAUUGCCAGAGCUGCAGGUAUCUGAAUUCCGAUUUAGCUGACAUUAGAGAUGUGCGAGUAGUCAUCCAGGAUGUCAUGAAAAAUGAAUCAAUAAAGAGAGAGUUGGAAGAAGACAAAUUCACUGUCAUAAAGAAGGAAAAGUUGGACUUCGAUAUAGACAGUGAUGAAGCGAUGCCAGUGGAACAGUCUACAUCAGCACUUGUUCCGAAGGUAGAUCAGAAUUAUGAUGAAUGGGAAGAAAUACAAAAGGAGCUAGGAGUAUUUUGUCCCACCUCUCAAUCUUCGUGUACACUUCAGGAGACCUCUGUUGUUGUAAAAUCUGAAGAAAAUGAGAAUGUCGACAGUUGUUGCCGCCACAUUAAAAUGGAAGCUGAUGAUGACGUGUCACACGGAUUAAAAAAUUUAGAUCCGUUGAAUUGUAGGACUCCUGAGUACAACAGGACUCAUGAUAGUGUUCAGAACAUUUCUACAGAUGCGUUAAAAUGUGAACCUAACUCUGAAAAUAUGGACACAGUGCAAAAGUCCUGUGAUAGUGCAUCAAAUGGUGAACUCUGUGAUCUCUAUAACCACAAUAUUCCUAAAUCUGUUACUUCAGAUACUGAAAUUCCAGAAGAUCCAAACUGGGAGAAAAAGUUAGGAGUGGUGUCGGGGGGUCUCAAAAGUAGGUGCUCUAGAGAAAGAGUGGCUGGGGAGAGUGAGCCAUUGAAGUAUUUGAGCCAGUGUGUUGUGAACAAUUUAAGUAGUGAUGUUGAAGUGCAAAAGAAAGACAGGCGAGAUAUCUGUGAUACCACUGACAGUACCACAACUUUUGUGCACAAAAGAAAACGCCACAAACAUGAUACUCAUUUUGUCAGUGAACGUAUUAAAGGACUGUCUAAUGUGGUACGUGGAAAUAGGAGUUUUUGUGAAAGUGAACAGGAAAAUGAUGAUGAGGACGAUGAUGAUGACGAUGAUGAUGAUGAUGAUGAUGAAGACGAUGAUGAUGACGACGAUGACGAAGAUGAUGAGGAGGAAGAGGAGGAGGAGGAGGAGGAGGAGGAGGAGGAGGAAGAAAAUGAUGCUUUAAAUGCUCAAGUACAAAGUGCUAUCGAUAGCAUACUGAAUCUGCAACGCUCAGAAGACGGCUACGAAUUACCAUCUGCGAGUGUUGGUGCCGUGAGUGAUGUGAGUGUACUCAACCUGCCGGUAGAUGUAAACUCUGAAGAAAUAGAUCACAAAUAUUCUAGGAAAGUUGCUGAAGAUAAAUUAUUUUCGGAAGAGAGAAGUACAAAGCUUCUUAAGUGUCAAAAAAGGACUACAGGAUCAGUUGUGAAUUCUUGUGUUAAUUCUCCAGUGUCCAUUGAGUAUAGUGGUGAAACAGAUCCUUUCAUAAAUAGGAACUCUACCAUUGUUAUUACUAAUGGUGGUGGUAUCGAAGAAGACAGCAGUGGAAAUGGUGAUGCUGCUUUAGAUGAGGCUGUAAGAAGUAUAUUGACAUCCUGACCUUUGCAAAGCAUGACACAGCCUUUGCUGACCUUUGCAAAUGCACCACUGACUUCCAUUCUCAGCUCAAAUUGGUCAACUUUUUGCUAAGUUGAGUCAUUAUUUUAGAAUAAAUUCAUUAUAAUGUACGUUCUUCUAUAAAAAUGUCAUUUAAGCACAAAUUCUUCACUAUUCUAAAACAUAAAUCAGUAUUUAUUUUAUUAGUGAAAAUUGACCACCUAUGAUCUGUGAGGAAGUCUGUGACAGGCAGUCAGUCAAGCUUCGUUUAACAGCUCUAAAGUGUAAAACCAAUCUUUUGCAUAAAUAUUAUGCUCCAGCAAUGAAAACCUGCAGGUUUUGUUGUUUUUAUUUUAUUGGCAAUUUGUACAUUACUGAACAAUAUUUAAUUUCUGAAAACAUAUUAUGGCUAACGUUUCAAAUAAUGUCGUCAUCUAUGCUGGCCAUAUUUGUGUAGAAAGUAUGGUAUUACACUGUUUACUUAGAUUUGUUUGAUUCAACAGGGAAGUUUGUGUGUUUGAUAGAGAGAGAGAGAGAGAGAGAGAGAGAGAGAGGUAAACACAUGGGUGAACAUUAAACUGCACACAUUAAUGCUGGAACCCAUGUUUGCGAAUCUGCUCACUGUUUGGCAUUUUGUAGCAUUGUUAUUUCUUAUGUGAAUGGCAGUUAAUAAUAAGUUGGUUUUAAAACUUAAGUAUUACCGGUGUUCUUGCAGUGGGUGAGAAACAUGUUUUAUAUUUGUUUCCAGAAUGUAAUCUAGUCAUUAUCAAUAGUUUCAUGUGGAGUGAUUCCUGAACUUCCAGUAAGACACUGUUACCAUAACUGUUUUGUUGCAGUGCUAGUACAGAUACAAAUGACUGUGUAGGUAGAUGUAGAUGACACUUCUGGAUCAGUUUUUGUCUUCUUUGUUCUUAGGCAGAAUAUUAGUGCUGAGGUUUUAUGAGAUUCAUACAAAAUGUCCAUAUUGCAUGCAAUAGAGAAUAGUUUCUGUAUCUAGAGAAAGUUUGCCUACAGGUUACAGGAACAUCAGAUGGAAUAUAGAGUUGGAAGCUGUGUGUCAUCACAUUCCUUGGUUUUUGCUCUGAGUUUAAGACAAUUAUAAUGAGGAGUACAUACAUGUGCCAUCCAAUAGUCACAUUUUGGACAUACAACAUGAGGGUGGUGCUGCAGUGCAGUACUCUACCCCUCCCCUUCAGCAUACUGUAAUUUGUGGCCUAUAUGUUGUUUUCAAAUAAAGCCACUCAGAUAUUUUCUUUAAGGUGAAUACUCAUACAUUCAUAUCAGUUAUAAAAAAUCAUUUUGUAGCUCUAUCACAGAAAGAAUAAUAUGGUGUCAAAUGAUACACAAGAGAAUUAAGCAGACUGUCCUUAAGGUAAAAAAACUAACUCUAUGCAUAUAUCAGUUAUUUGUCCAUAUUAGUUAAAUCACUGUACAGCAUAGUCAGCCUGUUCUAUCAUGCAAAAGUGGCUAUUCAAAGGACAGAACAUUAUAGCCCAAGCUAAGAAGAACCCAUCUUUUAUUAAGUAAAUUGAACAUGUAUACGUUUUUCUAUGCUUUCAAAGGCAUAGAUUAUUUAUCUCAACUGCAAUCUAAUUAAUAUUGUAAAGUACUGAAUAUUGUUCUUUUUUGUAAUGUAGAGUAGAGAAAAUAAAUAUAUCUUUUAUUUGUCUAGAUCACAAUUUAUAAAGCAUUAGUGGUUUUGAUUGUGCUAGCAGUCAUCAUCGGAUCUUACAUACAGUAUUGAAAUUUGGGCAGUGCACUUCUCUGAUGUGUCGAGUAAGAUGGUGUUUUAAGUUUCUUCUGGUUGACUUAACCCAGAUCCAGAUGAGUUAUGUUCACCACAGGGCUUACUCUCACAACCUUCUGUCACACACAUCUGUUCUCUUGUGAAGUGUUUCUGUCAUAUUGCUCAUAUGCUUCAGGUUAAGGGUUACAUGCUACCUCUACUGUGCCCUGGUUUAUACUGUGUGACAACAUCGAAUUUUGUAUAACCCUAAGUUUAACACCAGUGGAUGUUUAAUUGCUUUAUCAGUUCAUACCACCACACUGUAAAACAUAAUCAUGGUUGUUUACAAUUUACAGUGUGAUGGUGUGCUUUGACAGAGUAAUUAAAUAUCUACCAGUGUUAAAUCAAGCAUUAUGCAAAGAUCAAUAAGAACAUGCAAAGCAUAGCUUUAGCUGUGCCCUUGUUUAUUCUGCGCGACCUCGUUGAUCUUUUAUACUGCUCGAUUUAAUGCUGGUAGAUAUUAAAUUGCUUUCUCAACAUAAACCAGCGCAAUGUAAAAUGUAAGCAACCAUGGUUACGUUUUACGGUGUGAUGUUAUGAUUUUAUAGAAUAAUUAAUCAUCCACUAGUGUUAAGUGUAGGGUUAUGCAAAAAUCAGUGAGGUCACACAGCAAAUGCUGCAUGUAAUCCUGAACCACAAGCACACAAACACUGUGAUAGAAAUACUUCACAUGUUAAAGAGAAAAGAUGUUUGUCUCACAAGAUUGUGAGAGGAAGCCCUAUGGUAAACAUAACUCGUAUGGAUUAAGUGUGUCAGACAAAACAGAGAGCUAGACUUUGGUUUGUGGAGACUGACAAAAAAUUUUCAUUAAAAUUUGAUCUUACUCAAUACAUCAGAGAUGUACACUGCCCAAAUCUCAACCUUGUAUCUAAUAUGAUUACUAUCACAACCAGGACCAGUAAUAUCAUUUUAUAAACUUGUGAUCUAGACAAAUAAAAGUUAUAUAAAAAAUUAAAGUACGUGUUCCACAUUCUUGAUCAUGUCAAACAUAGUUAGAGUAGUGAAAACAUUCAAAUGAACUUAUAAUAGUGGUUCCUUUCUCCUAACUAAGUGGCUAUGCAACUGAUGGCGAAUUCUUUGGAUCAUUGCUGUGAUGAUAGUUGCUUAUCUUUAAGAUAUUUAAUGAUUAUUUUUGAAGAUGAUUCCCUCAAAUCGAAAACAAAUUAUUACAGUUCCUUUGGUGAAGACUCUGGACAUGUACUCAGGAGAAGUGAAGCUUAAAUCCCUUUCUGUUCAUCCUCAUUGAGGUUUUGUAUUUUUUACGUUAAAUCACUUCAAACAAAUGUCAAGGUAGUUUUUUAAAUGCGACUGUGAUGAAUUUCUUUCCACUUGCCCAAUAUGAUCUAUUUCUCUACUUCUAAAGGCCUAGAUGUCAAUGGAACAUGAAAUUUGAACAUUCCUUUUGUAUAUCAAAACCAUCAGACAUGUUCUGUUACAUUAUAUUCAUUAUGGGCAAGGGAAAAGUUUCAAAAAUAUUACUUCUGUCUCCACUGGGUGUUUCCUUAGUAACUGAAAUUUUUUUGACAGUUAUUGCAGCAUUGUUUAAAUAUAUUAUGGAGAAAGGUUUCAAGUUCAUCCUUAAAACAUGUUGCACUUUGAAGGUAUCAAGAUGGCUUGCAUUGUGUUAUUUAACUAUGGCAGUCAAACAUUUAGACCCAAACCUUUGUCCAUACUCAUUAAAUAUUUGUCUCCUUUAUUGCAUUAAAACUAAACAUACAGCGUUUUGCCAUAGUUUCAUAGGGAUGACUAGUACCUGUACUCAUAUGUCAAAAAUGUAUUUUAUUUUAUCUUCACUAACUUACUUAAAUCCAGAGACAGCUGGUGAAUUUUUGCUUUCACCGUUUCAUGUCCAGAGUGUAUAGUCACACUAAUUGUUAAAAACAUCUAUAGUGACAUAAUUUUAAAUGAGGGAAAGUGUACAAGAGAUGAAUUUAUCCAGUUUUAAAUUAAUAGCAUUGUUUGGCUUAGAACCUGUUGGUUUUGCCUUUGUGUGCUUAUGAUAUACUGUGUCACUCAUGGGGAACAAAUUUGAUGUCCUAACUCAUUUUUAGAUAUUCCUCUGUAGUUGUAUUUGUAGCACUGCAACAUUCAGUUCACGUAAAUGUAAAACUUCAUCAGUGUAACAGGCUUGACAGCAUCUUCUUCUCAGUAUUCAGCAGUCUUUUGCAGGAAUGUAGAUACUAUUAGUACACCACAUUCACUCUUUAAGAAAGUGGAGUAAUCCAAAUGCCAAUCACAAUUUAUGCCGUUCACAUUUUUUUAGUCUGUUUAUUUACUGUGGUUGCCGAUUUUAUAGAUCUCCCCCCCCCCCCCCCCCUCCUUCCCCAGUAAAUUUAGCUACUUAUGUUCUCCUCUCUUUGUAAUUAUUCUUGGAAUACUUUCUUAUUUUAUUUCUUAAAUAAAAGAAAAUGCUGCAAAAUGUCUGGAAUCUUUUAAGUACAAAAGUAUAUGAGGCAUUGGCAGAGGAGCCAGAAUGAUUUAUAUGUAACACUUACUGCUCCUGAAAUUAUGUUCUCUGGUUCUGAACAGGAGCUAAUAUUUAUUAUAUAAUAAUGUGAUGCAAAAGUGUUGUGAUUUUUGCUGUGUAAUAUUGUUACUUAAGUUUAUGUAUUAAAUUCUUUCUUUGCUUUCAAGAAAAUGUAUUUUCUGAUUACACAUAUUGAAAUCAGUAGUAGCCAGUUAAGUGAUUGAUAUUCAGGAUUACCAGACCACCGAUGUAAAAUCUGAGGUAAAUGUUUGGAGACUGAUGACACUGUUUUUACCUUGUACAUUUGUUUGUAUAUCAUGUAGAGAACUGCUACUACAUGUGUUUAAGUACCCAGUGUUACAUACUGCACAAGAAGUAAUCCAUGAGGUAAUAUAAUAUGUGGUCAUUUUUACAUUAUUUGUUGUAUGUAGUUAAUGAUUUUUCAAUGAGAGGCACACUUAAUUUUCUGUGGUAAGGAGAAGGUUGCACCAUUUUUAAUGCACUGUUGUGUUGUUUCAUAGUGAAAUGAUUAUGUCUCUAUUAUAAACUUUGUGAUCACAAAUAUUUAAGACAGGUUAUUGUGUAGUAUUUUGACUAAUUAUUUGCUGCUCAUAAUUCUGCGGUAGUUCAGUUUGUCAGUAUGAUGGGAGAUGAGCCUGUUUAUAUGUAGAACACUUUUCCCUUCCUAGGUAGUAAGUAGUGGAGGGCAUUGGCCUUUCAUUAUGUAGUAAAAGUGUUGUGUUUCUCCAAAUAGUUUGUUUAAUAUGUGCUGUAGUGCAGAAAUAUUUAUCAUAAAUAAUAAAUUUCUCUGAGUGUUCUCACUUUGCAAACUUUUUCAGUUUUUAGUUGAAAUUCAUUGUUGGUAAUGCCAUCAUAUUUGUAAGUGCUUUAACACACUUAUUGUGGUAGUAGAGACCACUUCACAUAACUAACUUGAUUAACAGGCUGUAUAGCUAGAAUGAAAAUGGUGCAUCCUCCUAACCAAACCUCUGUUGAUUCUAAAAUUAUUUGUCCCUGCAACAUUUAAUUUUGUUUGUGGCUGCAUAUAAAGCAGAUAACGGGACACAAAUGCACUGCUUAAAUAGGCGAGUGUGAUUUAGAAAUUAGUACUGUAUAAUGCACAGCCAUCCCACUUCUAGAAGUUUAAGACUUUUAAUUGAUCAUUAGUCAUCAGCCUUCUUUCAAUUACUUCAGUGUAAGUGAGUCCCCUUUCUGUUGGCAGAAGACUGAGAUCACUUGCAUCAGAUAUCAUUUUGCAAGCUCACUCAAGUGCUUAGAGAAAUUGGCUGUACAAUGAAAUAUAUUUUUUUCUGGUUCACACUUAAUAAUCUGAUAUAAUUGUAUGAAUGUUGUUGUACACUGCAGCAAUUCCAUGUGUGCAUAAAUGUAAUUGAUAUAAUUAUUGGUUCCUAUGAAAAUUCUGUAAAUAUAAGAUUUGUGGAACAUGCCUCGCCAAAUUUGAAGCCUAGAUAAUGUACGGUGUUUUGUAUUUCGGGUAACUGCAAGUCCAAGCUAAAUGUGUUUAUCCACAUUGUACAUUGGGAACAGUGUAGAAACUGUGUUUUAAUUUAUGGAACUGGGCAUUUGUAGAUAGUAUUUAUUUAUUACCUGCCAGUCAUUUUUCAGAGUGAUAAAACUAUUUUACUCAGACUGUAAUAUUUGUAUGUAUAAUUGUGUGCAUAUGUAUAUACUUAUAUAUAUAUGUAUAUAUAUAUAUACAUAUAUAUAUAUAUAUAAAUAAAAGUUUAGAUUUUGGAGUGCCCAGAUGCAAAUAAUUGUGUGUUAAUAUUUUAAAUGUGUUUCUUAUACAUUUUUUCAAUUAAAUUAGUAAUUACAAGAACUGAUAACAGUGUUGGGGUCAUACAUUUGAUCUCUGUUUAUUGCUUGGAAAUUGUAUUAUUUAAUGUACAAAGUGAGAACAUUUUAAUCCAUGCAAAAUAUUUAUGAAAAUAAAUAGAGAUAUCAAUGUUGUAGGAAUAUUUUUACAAAAACUUGAAAAAUGUUCAUUUAUUUUUACUUUCAAUAAAACACAUGCACCUUUU